UCGGAAACUCCCUAACCUUCUUUCUCGUCCUUCAUAACACUCUCUCUCUCUCUCUCUCUGUUAUCUUUCCCAUCUUUUGCUUCUUUUACUCACUGUGUAGAAAAUUAGAAUGGUGGUACCGCCGAGUACCAUUCUUGGCAGCGAAAAACUUCGAGCCAUGGAGCUUCCUGUAGUCGACCUUUCGGCCGAGAGAUCAGAGGUGUCGAAGCUCAUUGUUAAGGCAUGUGAAGAAUAUGGUUUUUUUAAGGUGGUCAACCAUGGUGUCCCUGAGGAGGUUAUAGUAAGACUAGAAGAACAAGUCCUCAGCUUUUUUGCCCUACCAGUGUCUGAAAAACAACGGGCUGGGCCGGCUGACCCUUUAGGCUAUGGCUGCAAGAACAUAGGCUUCAAUGGAGAUACGGGAGAGGUGGAAUAUCUUACACUUAAUACAAAUCCACUCUCCAUCGCUCAGAGAUCCAAAACCAUGUCCAAUGACCCUUCCAAAUUCAGCUCUGCUGUGAGUGGAUAUGUUGAAGCAGUUAGGGAGGUGGCAUGUGAGCUAUUGGAUCUGACGGCAGAGGGCCUGUCGGUCUCUGAUACAUCAGUGUUCAGCAGGCUGAUCAGGGACGUUGAUAGUGACUCCAUCCUCAGGCUCAAUCACUAUCCUCCUCUACAAGUGGACUGCAAGGAUUGGGACUCCUCACCAUCCUAUGCUAAAACUAGGAUUGGGUUUGGAGCCCAUUCUGACCCUCAGAUCUUGACCCUCCUUAGAUCCAACGAUGUGGGUGGCCUUCAAAUUUCUAUUGAGGAUGGGGUAUGGAUCCCGGUCCCCCCUGACCCAACUGCCUUUUGGGUUAAUGUGGGUGACACGUUACAGGCUAUGACAAAUGGGAGAUUUGUGAGCGUGCGACACAGGGCCCUAACAAACUCAUGCAAGCCUAGAAUGUCAAUUGCCUUCUUUGGGGCUCCACCCCUCCAAGCAAGGAUAGCUGCCCUUCCAGAAAUGGUUGCCCCCAACAGGCUCUCUCUCUACAGGCCCUUCACUUGGGCUGAAUACAAGAAAACAAUAUACUCUCUCCGCCUCGGGGAUACUCGUCUUGACCUUUUCAGGACAUCUACAGAUGACUGAAUUGCUUCCUGAAUUCAGUGCUGCUGUUGAAUUGUAUUGUGGGGUCGAGCAAUUCCAAGAUAUGAAAGGGUUCUUUCGUGGAUUUCCUUUUCUUUUUCUUUUGUGGAGGGCCAGGGAAGAAGGGGCCUCAAAUUGUAUACAAAUCUCUCCUGUAGUUUCUACUAGAGAAGGAUGUAGACUUGUAAUCUUAGAAUGGGGAAAAAAAAGUUUGUGCUAGUGUAAUUUCAGUCAUCGAAAAAAAAUGCCAAUUAUAUCCCAAGUUUGAUGUGCUUAA
Molecule: messenger RNA, 1382 nt
Organism: Alnus glutinosa
Lineage: Eukaryota; Viridiplantae; Streptophyta; Magnoliopsida; Fagales; Betulaceae
Product: gibberellin 2-beta-dioxygenase 2-like
Exons: 3
Coding region: 110-1108 (332 amino acids)
Biological process (GO): response to light stimulus; gibberellin catabolic process
Source: RefSeq, a predicted model, not a curated record